This is a messenger RNA of Exophiala spinifera, 1944 nucleotides long. RefSeq lists its product as uncharacterized. NCBI's taxonomy places the organism in Eukaryota, Fungi, Ascomycota, Eurotiomycetes, Chaetothyriales, Herpotrichiellaceae. The record is from RefSeq and is a predicted model, not a curated record. Gene Ontology annotation, cellular component: cytoplasm; ubiquitin ligase complex. Bases 1 to 1944 code for a protein of 647 amino acids. Gene Ontology annotation, molecular function: ubiquitin protein ligase activity; zinc ion binding; ubiquitin conjugating enzyme binding. The transcript has a single exon. Gene Ontology annotation, biological process: protein polyubiquitination; ubiquitin-dependent protein catabolic process; positive regulation of proteasomal ubiquitin-dependent protein catabolic process.
AUGGCGUCUGAACAAGAGGGCCCAUUGACCAACCUUGAUCCCAACAGAAUGGCAUCUGACCAAGAGCAAGAGCCUCUGAAUACGUCAUCAACUGGAACUUCUUCCGACAGUAUGGUGUCUGGUGAAACGGACAGAUUGACCGAACCCAUUGAUCAAGAAUUGCCAUGGGAUCAAGUCCUUCAGUCGACGGAGCCCGGCAUUCGAGAAACCGCAUCCGAAUCAAUGAACACAUUGCAAGAGUCUGGCUAUCAAACAACGACAACUGACCAAGAGUCCAACCCGACAGAUCAGGGUACCAACAGUGUGGCAUCGGACCAGACCUCUCAUGAUCAUGACCACCCUAGAGAUCCAAGCUUGAGUCCACUGCCUGUGGUUUUGUUUCACUUAGAGUCUGAGACUCUAUCUCAUGAAGACGCGCAAAAUUUGAUCGACUUUGCAAAUGGACUUGUCAGCGACGUGACCAUCUCAGGUGUUGGAGUCAGCAUUCGUCACACACAAAGUCCAAUGGCUAGAGCCUCAUCAGGUCCAAGAUUUGACCGUACGAGCUUUGGCUACGAAGCGUACAGUCAAAGAUACCUUCAGGACGUUACCAGAGUUGAUCCGAUAAAAACAGAAGACGAUGAUGAAUGCAUCAUUUGCCACAGAGAUGUUAGCGAAGUACGUCUCCACUUGCUUUCAUGCGGACACCGCUCCUGCAGAACAUGUCUGAAUCAACUGGUGUCGAUAUCGACGCAGGAUAUGGGAAGUUUUCCUCCGCGGUGCUGCUUCAGUGCUAUCGAUGUCGAGGAAUACGAAUACCUUCUGGACGAUAACGUUAUCGAGCAUUUCAACCGGGUGGUGGAAGAAUUUUCUGAUCAAAGCCGAUUUUUCUGCUCCAACAUGCGUUGCAGUGCUUACAUCAACACAGGUCGGCUCCAGCUCGCUCAGGGAAAGUUUGUCACUUGUCACAAGUGCGGCCUGGAAACUUGCAAAGAGUGUAGGCGAGGCGCUGACGCUCAUCAAUGUCCGCCGCCAGAAGAACCCAUGGAUCCUGCUUCUCGGGAGUUGUUCAGACAGAGAGGCUACAAGCGAUGCCCAGCGUGUGGGAUCUACUGUGAACGAGCAGGGGGCUGUCCUAUGUUGAGAUGUCGGUGUGGCCAAUCUUUCUGUUUCAGCUGCGGAAGACCCUCUCGAACUGGCGACAGUUGUAAUUGCUUUCCACUGGAAACCUGGGAUGCUCCUCAUAUGACCUUGACAUCGAGAGAUCCAUUUGGACCACGUCGCGUCGAAGGGAGAGCAAAUUUGGGGGCCAUGCCCCAUUGGUAUCCAGCACUAUACCAACCCAGCAUGACCACCGUCGCAGAGGAACGAACCAGCGUCCCCCAACACGAACAACGCCAGUUCCAAGCACAACCACCACCGACCCAACCAACCUUGUCCGUUGACAUCAUGAACCAACCCGUGAGUAACGCUGUUCGUUACUAUCCUGGGCACACAGGCGUCAGCCUCCCGCCAUCAAGGCCUGUCCACCCGUCUGGCCCUCCGAUGGCUGAACGGCAACCGCCUGUACCUAACAGAGAGUUUGGGAGUGUGGGUGUCAGACAUCAAAACAGUGCGAGGUCGAUACCAGAAGAUGUUCGAGAGGCAGAACGCCAUGUCCAACGCUGGGAGGAGUCUUUUUUCGAACCUGAGGCUCGACAAGGAGCACCAACAACAACGCGGCAACAAGCCAGAAACCAGCACCUGCCGGGUACGACGUACGCCGCGCCCAUGCUACCACAUCCACAUGUUCUGCCACUGCCAAUUCGUCUGCCACAGCCAGGUUUCCCGACAUUCCAACCUGACAAUGCGUUCUUGAAUCCAAGACGAGCCCCUCAGCCACCACGUGGCAAUUCGAGAGCCGAUCGCCCCCGGGAAGAUCAAGACACCAAUGUCUCCCCGCAAAAUUUCAACAGUGGCCGUUGA